Lactuca sativa (garden lettuce) is the source of this 2394-nucleotide messenger RNA. The record is from RefSeq and is a predicted model, not a curated record. NCBI's taxonomy places the organism in Eukaryota, Viridiplantae, Streptophyta, Magnoliopsida, Asterales, Asteraceae.
GCUAUGUAAUCUGUAAGGACCGUAGGCCAGUAGUGGCCAUGUCUCCGGAUCUCUCGAAUUUCCCUCAGCACGCUCGAUCUACCUAUCUUUCUAAGUUUGAUUGGUUUUCGCUCCAGCUGACCUUUCCAUUUAAUCACUGACAAAACCUACCUUUCCAUUUUUCUUACCCUAUGAGCUUUCAGCAAAGGACAGAUUUCUUGGUCCAUUGACAUCGAUCAACGAAAUAGACCUCCUUCUUUCACUUUUGUCGUUGUCUUCCAAUUCAAAUAGCCCCAUUAAGUGAGUGUUCCGCGAGAAAAGAGAGGCUGACAUCUUUUCUUAUCUAUCUAUUUUCGUAAAUGAAGAAGAUAAGUGAGAGCUUACUGACUGCAUCUUCUAAGAAGGGCUUGGAAGAAGAAAUAGAAUCUCCUUUCUUUUUCGAGAAAAGGUCCCAUCCUUCAAUAUCAUGACUGGGUCGACCAGGCCAGAUCAUGACUGAAAUAUCAUGAUCGGGUCGACUAGGCCAGAUCAUGAGUGAAUAGAAAAUAGAAAAUGUACAUAGUAGUUCCAGCUGAAAUACUUGGAAUAAUUCUACCACUUCUACUAGGAGUAGCCUUUUUAGUGCUAGCUGAACGUAUAGUAAUGGCUUUUGUGCAACGUCGAAAGGGUCCUGAUGUAGUGGGAUCAUUUGGAUUGUUACAACCUCUGGCAGAUGGUUUUAAAUUGAUUAUAAAAGAACCUAUUUCACCAAGUAGUGCAAAUAUCUCCUUUUUUAGAAUGGCUCCAGUGGCUACAUUUAUGUUAAGUCUGGUCGCUCGGGUCGUUGUACCUUUUGAUUAUGGUAUGGUAUUGUCAGAUCCGAACAUAGGGCUACUUUAUUUGUUUGCCAUAUCUCCGCUAAGUGUUUAUGGAAUUAUUAUAGCAGGUCGGUCUAGUAAUUAAGGGGCGGCCGUUCGGUCGCCUAUGAUACUAGGACCAAUAGGUCAAAAAUGGGUUUGUGCCGCAGGUGUUGAACGAUCCACUCUACACAGGUGUGGGCUUACAGGGAUCAUAAAGCCUUUCAUUCAUCAAUAGGGCCUGGUCGGUCACUUUUAUGGGCCGGGAUCGAUAAGUGGAAUGGAAGUCAUAAAAAAAUAUCUUGAUCUUCACACCUCAGAUCAAGAGGAAGGGUAGCUUGUCAAGCUGGCCUAAAAUUUGAAAUAUUAUUAAUUAUUAUAUAUAUAAAUAUAUAUAAUUAAUAUAUAAAUAAAACGUUGUCUUUUAACCGGCUGUUCUUCUUUGUCAACGCUACUAAGGACCUAUAGGUUCGCAAUAAUUCAAAUUGGUUAUUUUAAAAAGAAAAGGCGCUAUUUAGCCCUACAUUAGUAGAAGUAAGCGGCUGAGUUAGCCUAGCCUACCCUAAAAGUGGUAUAGUAGGGUAUAGUAGGCGAGCGAGUUAGCGAAGACGCUUAGGCUAAUAGAAAAGAGAGCGUCGGUGUGUAGCCUUCAUUCUACUAUGCUAUGAAAAGGUUACGAAAUCACUUAGCUCGACGUUAGGAGAGUCAAGGGGGAACGCCAUACCUACAUAGAAGAACCGUUGUUCGCUGACUUUCUAAGGUAUAACCUUUCGCCCCCUACUAAAAAAGGGAAAUUAGCUUUGCAUCACUGAUAGACUACUUAAGAUUCAAUUCAAAAGGCCCUACUUAGUUUCGCAAGCCUUUGUCCUUGUCAGUCUACUAAGUAGGGCUUGAGGCCCCCUGUGAAUCCGUAAAUCUGAGGAGCAUGCCGCAACAAAAGGAUGGUCCACUUUGCAUUUCAUUCUUUCCGGAAGGGAAAAAAAAGAAGUACCCCCCAUCAUAGUGAACCCCUCCUUGUGAUCGGGAUGAGGUAGAUGCCUCCCAGCCGAGGGGCGGAUCGAAUCGGAGUUUCCUUAGGUAGCGACCGACCUACAGUUAUCCUUAAAAUUCCAUGCUUGGUAGAGAAGAAGCGAACAAAGGUACGCUCGCUUGCUGUCUUGUUCUCUGUCGCGAACUGGGAUCGCUCGCCAGCUAGGUCAGAUUGGAGCAACAUUGUAUGAGAACAUAUUACCCAUAUUCGGGGACAAGGGGCGAAACGACCUCUCGAUCUACUUACUGAAGCCCAGGAAGAAAAACGUCGUCUAGGCGUUACCUGUUGCUCCGAUCUCCCUUACGCCUAGGAUGUUGUCUGGGCCCACCAAGAGCCAUAGUUAGUUGCUGUUUCCAUUUGGUAGUUUUUUAUCGUUGUUGAUACCGGCAAGAGCCAGCCAGAUGAUGUCUGCUGGUUGGUAGUGAGAGGACUCUUAGUACCUGCAUACCCAAAAGGGGGCGCUGGUUCAAAAACAAGAAUUUUUAUCUUUCUUGCUCUCCCUUAGCAGCGGGAAAGGAGUCUAUCUAUCUGCCUAGCUUUGGUAGAUUU